AUGCCCCUGGGACUUCUGGGAAAGAAGAAAGCUAAAGCCAAGGAGGAUGCCCGACUUGUGGAGGGCCAGCAGCCAGGGACGGGCGGCAAGAGCUCCCCGGAGCAGGUUCCCAGACACAGGCUGGUUUUCUACACGCAGCUUGCGCACGGCAGUGCCACCGGCAGAAUAGAGGAUUUCUCUAGUAUCCGGGAGCUCUACGCCAAGAUCGCGGCCGUCUUUGCGAUCUCGCCGUCGGAGAUUUUGUACUGUACUUUAAACACACCAAAAGUUGACAUGGAAAAACUCUUAGGAGUACAAAUCGGUCUUGAAGAUUUCAUUUUUGCCCAUGUGAAAGGAAUAAAAAAAGAAGUGAAUGUAUAUAAAUCUGAGGAUUCACUUGGUCUUACCAUUACAGACAAUGGUGUUGGAUUUGCUUUUAUCAAGAGAAUCAAAGAUGGUAGCAUUAUAGACUCAGUUAAAACAAUCUGUGUGGGAGAUCAUAUUGAGUCUAUAAAUGGAGAAAAUAUCGUUGGAUGGCGUCAUUAUGAUGUUGCUAAGAAGCUAAGAGAAUUAAAAAAAGAAGAACUAUUUACUUUGAAGUUAAUAGAACCUAAGAAGACAUUUGAAAUCGAACCCAGGUCAAAACCUGGAAAUUCAUCAGCAGGAAAAAUUGGUACUGGAAGGGAGACACUUCGACUGAGAUCAAAAGGUCCUGCCACCGUGGAAGAAUUGCCAUCUGAAACUGAAACAAAGGCAAUUAAAAAGAUUGAUGACUUGCUUGAAUUGUACUUGGGAAUCCGAGACACUGAUUUAGCUACCACAAUGUUUGAAACUGGAAAGGAUAAAGUUAAUCCAAAUGAAUUUGCCAUGGCACUUGAUGAAACUCUUGGAGACUUUGCAUUCCCAGAUGAAUUUAUCUUCGAUGUUUGGGGAGCUAUUGGUGAUGCCAAACAAGGACGAUUAUGA
Messenger RNA from Chrysochloris asiatica (Cape golden mole), 945 nucleotides. RefSeq names its product GIPC PDZ domain containing family, member 2 (gene GIPC2). The record is from RefSeq and is a predicted model, not a curated record. NCBI's taxonomy places the organism in Eukaryota, Metazoa, Chordata, Mammalia, Afrosoricida, Chrysochloridae. Gene Ontology annotation, molecular function: protein binding. Bases 1 to 945 code for a protein of 314 amino acids. The transcript is spliced from 6 exons.